Molecule: messenger RNA, 619 nt
Organism: Dendrobium catenatum
Lineage: Eukaryota; Viridiplantae; Streptophyta; Magnoliopsida; Asparagales; Orchidaceae
Product: H/ACA ribonucleoprotein complex subunit 3-like protein
Exons: 4
Coding region: 172-366 (64 amino acids)
Biological process (GO): snRNA pseudouridine synthesis; rRNA pseudouridine synthesis; ribosome biogenesis
Cellular component (GO): box H/ACA snoRNP complex; box H/ACA telomerase RNP complex
Molecular function (GO): box H/ACA snoRNA binding; telomerase RNA binding
Source: RefSeq, a predicted model, not a curated record
UUAUAUUUGAUUAAAGAAAACGUCAACAAAGCCCUAACUCCCUCUUUCUGGUCCGCCGACUCGAUCCUUCCUCGUAACAGCCUGCACCACCGAUCCUCGCCGGACUCCGAUCGCAACUGGUUCCCAAACCUCGCACCUUACGUCUUGGUCUCUAAUUGGACUUUGAUAGUCAUGUACCUUCAGUUUUACAUCAAUGAUAAUGGUGAUAAGGUCUACACCACCAAGAAAGAAUCACCACUUGGUGUAGCAACGGAAUCCGCUCAUCCAGCCCGUUUCUCCCCUGAUGACAAGUACUCCAGGCAGCGAGUUCUUCUCAAGAAACGAUUCGGUUUGCUUCCAACCCAGAAACCACCACAGCAGUACUAAAUGAGUAUAUUCUGCCACUGAACUGUUUUGCCUGAGUACUCUUACUUGAUUAGACACUUUGUUAUAAGUAUAAUUUUGCAGAUUUUAUUAUUUGAACUGUGAACUGCGUUAAGGAGUGUAUAGACCACUUCUAUCAAGUUUCCCAAUGGGGUUUAUCUAUAGAUGACAAGUUCAUAUAUUGAUGUUAUGAUUGAUUCAAAUGGUUAUUCUGAGUAUUGCUUCAAUAAAUGAAAAUUUGAGUUAUAUGCACUCA